GGAGGGGCUGUGACACAGUGAUGAGAGGAAAGAGUCCACAGAGCGCCCUGUUGAGCCAGAGGUAAUUGCUCCACAUCACCGCGUUGAGUGUUAUAAAAAAAAGUUUGGGGAGAGUGAAAACAAAGACAUAACACUGGUGAAGUUGUGUAUGUGUUGAGAGAAGUGGAGCAGUUUCGCAGCACGAGCCACGAAUCGUGAGGAGUGCCGUUUUGUCCUGGUCCAGUACACUCCUCGUGUCUCGGUCAGGUUCAUGGAUUUGAUUGAGGAAACCUCAGAGAAGUCGUCCAACCACCCCGAUAGAUGGCGAGCCACCCAGUGAAUCGCUAGGAAUGCAGAUCCACGAUUCUGCCAGGGCAUCUGGAUUUACGCUUUGUCAUGGUAGGAUUGUGCCAGUCACCUGGACGGGUACCACAUUGAACAUACAUUGACUUAGAGUGCACUCUGACUUGGAAACUUUGACAAACCAGACCGUCGUCUGAUUUGGAUUUGACUUUGCGCACAUUAUUGACUUGGUCAUCUCACACUGACCUGGAACUGAAAAAAGUGUGAAAAGGUCACUUAAGGACAAUUUAGUUUACUUUAAGGGGCCCAGUUUGUUAUUUUUCAUACCUGUGUAAAUUGUGGUAUUUUGCAUUGUGAAGCACACUUAAGGUGCUCUUAAUCAAACUCAGCUGUUGUGUGUGUUUAUGGUUAUUAUGCUCUACACUUAGCUCCCGAAUCUAGAUCAUUGCGCACCCAAGAGUGGGUUACAUCUACAAAGUAUGAAUGAAUGGGUGACGAUACCUGAUCAUACAAUCACUUGCAUUUAGCAAUAAACACAUCCUGUUCUCCUCUAUCCUUCCUCUUUUUUUGGAUGUGAUAAACAUUAUGCUGCUAACUUAAUCGUCCAUUUGCUGAGGAGAACUGCUUCUUGCUUCCACUCAAGCAAGUUACCAAAAAUGACAGGGAGCAAGCUCAUUCGUUACCUCGUAACUUUUGAGAAGAAAGUAACCAAUUUAAAUAAGCGAUUGACAUAAUAUUUAUUUUUGUUAAAACGUGUUUUUGGUAACAUUUCAAUAAAGGCAAUUCAAUUAUAAAAGACUGUGACUCAUACUGCAAGUGUGUUGGGCUCCUGACAGCUACUACUGAACCAGGGACAGUUAUGCAAUUGUGUUGUUGUCAUCAAAGGAGUGUACCUUAAGUGUGAAUGUUGACCUGAGGAGUUGGCCCUCCUGUAUUGAGCUAUGUGUUUAAGGGUUGUUUAGUGUCACUCACAUAUUAGUUCCUGUAUUCCUGUUGUUUGUCUUUUAGACUGAAACUGGUCCAUGUGAAAAGUGGACGCCCUAACACAAGAAAAGCAAAUAGUGUAUGCAAGAGGUUUUGCCUGUUUUGUUUCCCUAUAGCACUGAAGGUGUUUUAUAUUGUUACUUUAAGCAGGUAAAUUCAUUUUAUAAAUGAAUAUGUGUUUUUAUUUCUUAAUCAAAUAAAUGAGAACUGGAAAAAAAAAAUGUCCAGCUGAGGGCGACAGCGUAUGCGCUCAUACAAGUUUGGCCUUCCUGAGCUGCCUUAGAAGUGUCAGUACCUCUCGCUGUCCAGACAUCCGGGAUAUUUUCAACAUUUAGCGGCGGUAAAUUUCUUGCUGUCUAUGCAUCGGUCGGGUCUUGCGGGUCUCUCAGGCCUGUGUGAAGUCACUGAUCAUCUUUAUCUGAGUAACGCCAGCGCGGCCAGUGAUUCCGCUCAGGUGAUUCGCCAUGACAUAACCUGCGUCAUCAACGUUACCGAGACCAGGAGCCGCCGCCCUGCUCCUCCUCCCGGUGUGGAGUACAUCCACAUCCCGGUAGCAGACUCCCCGGUGACUCCUCUCGGAGAUCACUUCGACGAGGUGGCAGAUAAAAUAAAGCUCGUUGCAGAGCGCGGAGGCCGCACUUUGGUGCACUGCAACGCCGGUGUGAGCCGCUCCGCCUCACUGUGCAUGGCCUAUCUGAUGAAGCACCGCGGUGUGACUCUCCUGGAGGCCCACAGGGGGGUGAGGACCUGUCGACCCAUAGUGAGGCCGAAUAAUGGCUUCUGGAAGCAGCUUAUCCGGUAUGAGAUGGAGCUUCGAGGAUGCAACUCUGUCCGAAUGACCACCUCCUCCAUUGGAGAGAUACCAGACAUUUAUGAAGAGGAGGCCAGGAAUAUGAUGCCGGUGUGAGGACCUUAUCUUACUGCACUACUUGAUGUGUGGGGGAGUGGGACAUUGUUUCACAGUGGUGAUAUGUACAGUGGCAUAACCAUAAAAUGAUGUUUAUUCAUUGAAAGAAAAGUGUUUUCCCUCCUGACUUAUUAGAUAGAUAGAUAGAUGCUUUACUUUUCCCCUAGGGGAAAUUCAUGUAUUAUGGGCAGAGUUGGAAUUUAAAACACAUUUACUCAAGCACUGUACUGUACUUUAUACUAUUAAGUAAAUUUCAGAGGAAAAUGUU
Seriola aureovittata is the source of this 2441-nucleotide messenger RNA. RefSeq lists its product as uncharacterized. The coding region runs from base 1625 to 2173 and encodes 182 amino acids. The transcript is spliced from 2 exons. Lineage: Eukaryota; Metazoa; Chordata; Actinopteri; Carangiformes; Carangidae. Gene Ontology annotation, biological process: protein dephosphorylation. The record is from RefSeq and is a predicted model, not a curated record. Gene Ontology annotation, molecular function: MAP kinase tyrosine/serine/threonine phosphatase activity.